AUAAACUCAAUUGUAAUAUUUUGAUCGAUAUCGAUUAUAGAAACGAUAUAUAUUGAAUAUCGAGUAAAAAUUCAUAAACAUUGGAAGGAUCGAUAUCGAUCGGAGGGAUCGAUCGAAGAUCGCAAUCGAUUGCAAUCAAAAAAGAAGAGGAAUUGUAAAAGAUUUUGAUAAAAAAAUAAAUACAUAUUGUUAAUGAUUUCAAGAAUGGAGAUAGAAGGAGGCUUUUAAUAGAAAAGAAACGAUUAUUGCUUGUAACUGUAGUGAUCGAUCGUUGAACGUUAGUAGCGCGCGCGACUUAUCGCCCUCCCAUCCUUGCAAAAUAGGUCGUCGACGCAAUGCAGUAUACACGUCGUAGGCGCGCAUACCCCUUUUUCUCUCUGUCACACAUACACACACACUCUCUCGUUUCUCUUUCCGCCCUCUCUCUCUCUCUCUCUCUCUCUUUCUCUCUCAUUCACUCUUUAUCCAUGCACGCACGGUAAAAUCUUGAAAAUCGAAGGAUCGCACCGUGAACGCCAUCUUUGCGGAUGUCGAAGAAGAACGAAACGGCCGGAAGCCGACGAUCACCGUGGCAACACUAAGAGAGAAAGAGAAGAAAAAAGAUAAAAAGAGAAAGAGAGAGAGGGGCGGGGGAGAAAGAGAGAGAGAGAAGAUCCACGUUUCGAUCCCUAGCAGGACGCAUCUGCACAUAUUUUCCGAAGAGAAACUCAAACGAAGGAAGGAAGGAUAGAAGGAAGGAUCGAAGACACACGGGAAAAAAUGUCAAUCGCUGCUUCGGAGAAUUAUCAACUAAAAUGGCAUAGCUACGGAGCACAUCUUCAUAGCUCCGUAGCGACCCUACUUCAAUCGGAAUCCUUUGCGGAUGUUCUUCUGGCAACGUCCUGCGGCCGACACGUGGCGGCACAUCGAUUUGUCCUUGCAGCAUGUUCUUCUUAUUUAAGUCACAUCUUUCAAACAUGUCAUUUUGCGGCCAAUUCGAAUGCCCAAACUAUCGUGGUAUUGCCAACGGAGAUCGGAUACCGUACAUUGAAGAUUCUUAUACAGUACAUGUACAGUGGAGAGGCAACUGUAACGAACGAUCAAUUGGAAGGAGUAUUAAGGGCUGGUGAUAUAUUGAGAGUACGUGGAUUAUGGAAAUCCAAUUCGGGUAGUAAAAAGGAGAACAUACAGUCAAACAAUCAAAAGGUCGAACGUGAUAAAAAGGAACAAGCACCUUUGACCGGACAAAUUCAAAAGAUCAAAUUGGUACAGCCUAGUACAGAAAAGAUCGUUGAAAACGUCCAACAACCGGCGACAACGCAGAACAACGUUCAAACUCAAAAGUCCGUAGAAAGGAAGAAUGUGGAAAAGGUUGAGGAAAAAUCUAUCGAACCUGAAACUAAAAAGGUCUUGGAAGAAAACAAGAAUAAUGAACAGAACAAGAAUAAAGAAAAUCUCGAGGCUAAUAGGAAAACUAGAAAGAACGUUAGCAGUGACGUCGAAUCUAACAAAUCGAGAAGCGAAGGUGGUGAAAAUGCGGAAUUAAAUUUAGAACUGUUAGUGAAGGACGAGCCGAUCGAUUGGGUGGAAAGUAUCGAUCCAUCCGAAUCCCUGACGAUAGACCAUGAGAUCGAUAUCAAACCGGAAAUCGUACACAGUGCCGACGAGGAUGGUGAUUUGGAAGAGGAAGAGUAUACUCCUUUGACCUGCGAUAUGUGCAGUCAAACUUUUAACAGGCCAUCGGAUUGGGUCAGACACAUAGAAUUCACGCAUGCCGACAUGACUGAGAACAGAAGAAAAAAGAGGAAGGGUGACGUGGACGACGACAGUAAAGAAUUUCCACCGUUAAAGUGCGACCUUUGCGGGAAUAUGUAUCCAACACCUCAGGAAUGGGUACGUCACAUACAAACAGAACACACGGAAGAACAAUUAGCCUUGAUGAACAACUCGACACCUCCUAAACCAAAAAGGGUACACAGUCAUCAAAAAUUAUGCAAUAUUUGUCAAAAAGUAUUUCCAAGUCACGCAUCCAUGGUAAUACAUCAAAGAACGCAUACGGGAGAGAGACCUUUUCUUUGUUCCUAUUGUAAAAAAGGCUUUAACGUAAAAAGUAAUUUGCUGAGGCAUUUAAGGACGCUUCAUGACAAAUUCGUACAUCCCAGCUUGUAUGGGAGUAACGGUAACAAAAAUGGCUAAAUCAUUUCUCUCUAUUAAAUCUUAAUAAUAAGAAAUCAACAAGAAGAGAGAGAGAGAGAGAGAGAGAGAGAGAGA
Messenger RNA from Polistes dominula (European paper wasp), 2250 nucleotides. RefSeq lists its product as uncharacterized. Gene Ontology annotation, molecular function: protein binding. The record is from RefSeq and is a predicted model, not a curated record. Gene Ontology annotation, cellular component: nucleus. Gene Ontology annotation, biological process: regulation of transcription by RNA polymerase II. NCBI's taxonomy places the organism in Eukaryota, Metazoa, Arthropoda, Insecta, Hymenoptera, Vespidae.